UAUGAAAGGGAAUAGACGAGUAGGGGCUGCAGUUGGUCAGAGUGAGCAAGCAGCUACAGCAGAUGAAUCUGAAUCAGCGGUCGCACCAACAACUAAUAGGGAACCUUUGGCAGACGUUCCCGACGAGCUGCAGGUGGCACCGGACGACGAUUUUGAAACGUUUGUUUUUAUCAAGAAUCUACCCCCUGAGCAGCCUCUCGAAGGUACUCCCGCCUUACCUAUACGGACUCGAAGAACACCAAGAUAUUCAUUGGUGUUAGAUUUGGACGAAACUCUGGUUCACUGCAGUCUUGAACCAAUGACCAGCUCAGACUAUGUGUUUCCUGUCUCAUUCGAAGGCGUUACCUAUCAGGUUCACGCUCGAACUCGCCCGUAUCUAAAGGAAUUUCUGACGCGAGUUUCUCAGUUGUUCGAAGUUACAAUGUUCACAGCUUCAAAGAGAAUUUACGCAGAUAAGCUGAUGGACUUGCUAGACCCCAAAAAGGUUUACGUAAAGCACCGUCUGUUUCGGGAGCACUGUGUAAUCGUUAAUGGAAAUUACGUCAAAGAUUUGAGGGUGUUAGGAAGAGAAUUGCAAAAGACUAUUAUUAUUGAUAAUUGCCCACAAAGCUUUGGAUAUCAGCUGGAUAAUGGCAUACCGAUCGAAAGUUGGUUUGACAACGAUGACGACCGAGAACUAUUGCUACUAUUACCUUUUCUAGAACACCUGUCGUGUCUCGGAGAUCGUGGCGACGUCAGGAGUCAUAUACGAAAACGUUUCAGACUUCGAGAACGUCUACCAACCGAUGAAGUGGCCAAACAAUAUCAAAAAUUGCUUGAUCAGCAAAUGCAAAUUUAA
Messenger RNA from Dimorphilus gyrociliatus, 838 nucleotides. The record is from the annotation of a GenBank genome assembly. Lineage: Eukaryota; Metazoa; Annelida; Polychaeta; Dinophilidae.